AAUAUUAGGUGGUACUUGUGCGUAUUUACUAUAUAAAGUAUGCCGAAAGUACGUAGGAGUAGGAAACAACCGCCUGAGGGAUGGGAAUUGAUUGAACCAACGCUCGAGGAGCUGGAACAGAAAAUGAGAGAAGCGGAAACCGAACCCCACGAGGGAAAGCGUAUUACUGAGUCGCUGUGGCCUAUCUUCAAAAUUCACCACCAAAAAUCGCGCUACAUCUACGACCUGUUUUACCGGAGGAAAGCAAUUAGCCGGGAGCUGUACGAUUACUGUUUGAAGGAAAAGAUCGCCGAUUCUAAUCUUAUAGCCAAAUGGAAAAAGUCCGGCUACGAGAAUUUAUGUUGCCUAAGGUGCAUCCAAACGAGGGACACAAACUUCGGCACGAAUUGCAUCUGUCGCGUACCUAAAUCGAAGCUGGAGGAAGGACGAGUAGUCGAGUGCGUGCAUUGCGGAUGCCGAGGAUGUUCUGGUUGAAGCUGUACCGCACGGAUGCUGGUAGUGUUUA
Messenger RNA from Anopheles nili, 505 nucleotides. It is a transcript of the gene l(1)10Bb, whose product is annotated as protein BUD31 homolog. Bases 40 to 474 code for a protein of 144 amino acids. The transcript is spliced from 2 exons. NCBI's taxonomy places the organism in Eukaryota, Metazoa, Arthropoda, Insecta, Diptera, Culicidae. Gene Ontology annotation, biological process: mRNA splicing, via spliceosome. The record is from RefSeq and is a predicted model, not a curated record. Gene Ontology annotation, cellular component: nucleus; spliceosomal complex.